Messenger RNA from Nannochloropsis gaditana CCMP526, 715 nucleotides. RefSeq names its product cwf19-like 1-like protein. The annotation marks the transcript as partial. Gene Ontology annotation, molecular function: RNA lariat debranching enzyme activator activity. Gene Ontology annotation, biological process: mRNA splicing, via spliceosome. Gene Ontology annotation, cellular component: post-mRNA release spliceosomal complex. The transcript has a single exon. The record is from RefSeq and is a predicted model, not a curated record.
AAAGCAGCUGCUCCGAUGAAAAUUCUUGUAGCAGGCGAGGUUCGAGGCCGUCUGGACCUGCUUUUUACGCGCGUAGCAUCGCUCAAUGCUUCAAAGGCCGGCCCGUUUGACACGUUGUUCGUUACGGGAGAGUUUUUCCCACCCGCCGACGAACCUGAGGGCGGGAUGGCAACGACGGCCUUUGAAGACUACGUCAUGGGCGUCAAGGAAGUACCUUUGCCAACCUACUUCAUCGAAGGGCCAUCUGCGAGUGCCGAGGCCAAGUAUGGCAGCGUGGUACCGGGAGGCGACGUCUUCCCCAAGUGCACGUACCUGGGGCCCGGGGGGCUGGAGUUGGUAGGGAAGCUGACCGUAGGCUUCCUCAGCCAACGACACACAGACAAGGACAUCGAGAAAAUCGUCGAGCCUGCCAGCAGCUCGACAUUCUUAGGGGCAGACAUUUUCCUGAGCACGGACUGGGGCCAAGGCGUCGCUGCUGGAUAUGACUUGAGCGCAAUGGGAGUGCGAGAUGCGGCCGGGACGGGUUCCUCCACCGUCGCUGACCUCGCGGUCGUCCUGCGUCCUCGGUAUCAUUUUGCCGCCCGCCCAGGAAUCUAUUUUCAACGCCCUCCGUACAAGAACCACGCAAGCAAGCCCAAGAGCAAGCUGAGCCACGUUACCCGUUUCCUCAGCCUGGCGCCGGCCUCCGUGGCCAAGGAGAAGGCCCGGAAGUGGC